This is a messenger RNA of Penicillium roqueforti, 918 nucleotides long. RefSeq lists its product as uncharacterized. The transcript has a single exon. NCBI's taxonomy places the organism in Eukaryota, Fungi, Ascomycota, Eurotiomycetes, Eurotiales, Aspergillaceae. Bases 1 to 918 code for a protein of 305 amino acids. The record is from RefSeq and is a predicted model, not a curated record.
AUGGAUCAAAAACCUUUGACAGCUUUCCCCAUAUCCUUCCUGAAGACAAUACAUCUCAUCGGUUCUCUCUCCUGGCUGCAAGUGCUCUACGCAGUCUCCUACAUCGUACGCCCGUUUUGGAACACACGGCGCGAGUUUCCACCAUUCAACAGAGCCAUCGAUCGCACAGAAAAAAGCAUUAUCAACACCAUACUCGGCACUAUUGCACUCUCAGCCCAUAGUUCUGAAAUAGAAACAGAGCGCCAGUGGUACCUUUCAUCGGGAAAUGGCACCCUGAACAACAUGCGCACCACCUCCCAAUCCAUCCCCAGCUUGCUAGUCACCUCACCAUGGCCACCGGAUGAACAUCAAGACUCGGAUUCCUCAUUAGAGCAAGAAAGUCCCACCUCACAGCCGAGCACCGAAUCUCCCCGAGAAAACUUCCCUAUCUAUGAAACCGUGCGCAAGCUCCGAUCUAGCACACGGGGCAGCAUUUCAAAGCUCGCCAACUCGGCAAAAUCCAUCUUCCGACAGCCUCUGACCGUUCUGCCACGGAAUAUGGGCGUCCCCUCCCCGGAUGAGGAACGGGCCGAGCGAGACCUGAUUCCAGUCCCAGUACACACUGCGCAGCCUCACUUCGUCCAGAACAUGGCUUUCCCCGCGCCCAUGUCGGCCUCUGCACAUAUCACGGAUCACUUUAGUGACCCUGGUCCGUCGACUGGAAGCAAGGUGCAACAGCCAGUCUCGUUUGGGGCGACCAUUGAUGCGGCAGCUGAUUCUGAUACGGUGCAGAUGAAUCGAGCGCGCAAGUAUCAAUCUGUCGAGAGCUAUCCGGGAAAGUUCCCUGUUAGUGAUACAUUGGAUUAUAGCUCGCUUGCUAGCGCUUAUGCUGUUAGAGGGAGGGGGACUACCUCCGUUCGACCUUUCUCGGACUACUAG